AUGCUGCAGGAAACUCUGGAAAAUCCAGACACGACCAGCCACGUUAAAACUCGGAUUUCUCACAAACCAACCGUUGAAACCAAAUCUCCACCGUUGAAUCUGAAGACCACUGAGUCACGAAGAUACUCUCCAAAAAUCAGCCAAAUCGAAGCUCGUUUGAGUGUCCAAACGUUCAACACCACAAACCUUCACAAGGCCACACCUGAGAUUGAAUGCAGUAAGGCUGAUGAGGAGCCUGAUCUACCUUUCUUCCUGGUGUCUAACCGGAAGAGUGGCCGUAAGGCUGAGAAUGUGAAUCUCACUGUGACUUUUGUGUAUGGUUUCAACCAAGUCGAAGAUAGGCACUCUCUGUGGGAUGAGUUACAUCUUUUGAAUGUUUCUACUCCUUUGUCUAGGCAUCCAUGGGCUGUCGCUGGAGAUUUCAACCAGAUCCUACGGUCAACUCAUCAUUCAAACCACCAAUGGAUAAAUGUUGACACUUCUGGUAUUGAUGAUUUCAAUCUGGCAUUGCAAGAUGCUGAGUUAUUUGAGGCGCAGGCAAAGGGACUGCCGUUAACUUGGUGGAAUAACCAAGAUGAUAACCCUAUCUCCAAGAAAAUUGAUCAUGCUCUCAUAAAUCAAAAAUGGUCUGACUUGUUUCCGGAUGCAUACGCAGACUUUCUAGAGCCGCAACAGUCUGAUCAUGCGGUAUGCCUAUUUCGGGUUCCUUCCCUUCAGCGACAUUUAUGCAAACCAUUCAAGUUUUUCCAUCAUGUGAUCGACCAUCUGGAGUAUGAAGACUCUGUCAAGGAAGCAUGGAACUGUGAGACGUAUCAACAAGCGAUAUUACAGUGGUAUCUCAGAGAGAGUAACAGCACAAGCUAA
This is a messenger RNA of Arabidopsis lyrata subsp. lyrata, 864 nucleotides long. RefSeq lists its product as uncharacterized. Bases 1 to 864 code for a protein of 287 amino acids. Lineage: Eukaryota; Viridiplantae; Streptophyta; Magnoliopsida; Brassicales; Brassicaceae. The transcript has 4 exons. The record is from RefSeq and is a predicted model, not a curated record. Gene Ontology annotation, molecular function: catalytic activity.